UUCUGACAUAGACCCCAAGAUCUGUAAUUAUCUUAGGGAAACUGUGGGAGUUUAGACAGUACUUUCUAGUUUUGUUUUGUUUUGUUUUGGCCUAUCUUUCUUUGGGGCUGGAGAGCUGGUGUGUGUGUGUGUGUGUGUGUGUGUGUGUGUGUGUGUGUUCCACUAGAGUGCCAAAAAAAAAAAAAGUGCUGAAGAGUCCUAGGGAAAUGAGGCUAUUUUUGUUCGAAGCUGAUACUUCUGCCUGAGCCACAAGUGCAGCUUGGAAAGGGCUCAGGUUGUUUCCAGGGGGAGAACUCUGCAGAGAAGAGACAAAGUUCAACAGGACAACAAAGGAGCAGCAGAAACAGCCAGGAAAACGAAGAGCCCUCACAUUUUCACACAGAACCCCCUAUCAGAGUUCUCAAAUCCUAAAGUAUUCUGCAAAGUGCCACUUGACGGAAACUUUUCACCUGCCUUUUCCUUUCUCCAACCACCAUGACGGAGAUCACUGCUGAAGGAAAUGCGUCUACUACCACCACAGUGAUAGACAGCAAAAAUGGAUCUGUGCCCAAAUCCCCUGGGAAAGUUCUGAAGAGGACAGUCACAGAAGACAUAGUGACAACAUUCAGCUCCCCAGCAGCCUGGCUUCUGGUCAUUGCUCUGAUAAUCACAUGGUCAGCUGUUGCUGUUGUUAUGUUUGACCUAGUGGAUUACAAAAACUUUUCAGCAAGCUCUAUUUCCAAGAUUGGCUCAGAUCCUCUAAAACUUGUACAUGAUGCUGUGGAAGAAACCACCGACUGGGUCUAUGGCUUCUUUUCUUUGUUGUCUGACAUCAUCUCGUCUGAGGGUGAUGAAGAAGAUGAUGAUGAUGGGGAUGAGGACACUGAUAAAGGAGAAAUAGAGGAGCCUCCCUUGAAACAAAAAGAAAUACACAAAGACAAGACUGAAAAGCAGGAGAAACCUGAAAGGAAAAUAGUACCUAAAGCUACUCACAAGGAAAAAAUUGAGAAAAAAGAAAAACCAGAAACAAAGACAGUGGCAAAAGAAGAGAGGAAAACAAAGACCGAAGAGAAGAUUAAAAAGGAAGUGAAAGGUGGGAAACAAGAGAAAGUGAAGCAAACAGCCGCAAAAGUCAAAGAAGUACAGAGACCAUCACCUAAGCCCAAGGAGAAGGAGGGAAAAGAGACCGCAGCUGUGUCCAAGCAUGAACAGAAAGAUCAGUAUGCAUUCUGUCGAUAUAUGAUUGACAUGUUUGUCCGUGGGGAUUUAAAACCAGGACAAAGCCCAGCCGUACCACCUCCAUUACCAACAGAAGGAGCUUCCAGACCCACUCCGGCAUCACCUACCCCUGAAGAAAAAGAAGAGGAAAAGAAGAAAGCUGAGAAGAAAGUGACUUCUGAAACAAAAAAGAAAGAAAAAGAAGCUGUCAAAAAGAAAACCGACAAGGAAACUGCCGUUGAUGUGAAAAAAAAAGAGCCAGGGAAAGCUCCUGAAACCAAACAAGGGACUACAAAAGUUGCAGCACAAGCAACAGCUAAAAAAGAUGAAAAGAAGGAAGAUUCUAAGAAAACAAAAACAACUAUAGAAGGUAUUGGAAAUAUUUUCUUUCUCUGUCUUAUAUUUGAUGAAUCCCCACAUUGCAUUUAUCCUUCAAGGACUAUUAUAGAAGAAAAAAAACUACAUAUAGGAUAAGGAGAGAAGGGGAGAGAGAGAGAAAAAGAUUGAGAAUGAGAGAAAGUCAAAUCUUUUCUGACAAUAUUGCUAUUAGAAAUAUUUAACAAAAUAAAAAAUAAACAUUGCCUAUGUUUACCUUUCACAAUAAUUUUCAAAGAAAUGCUUUCUUGACAAGAAAUUGUAUAAUGUUCAGUAUCAAGCAUUUAUUUUACCAGAAAGCAUAAAUUCACUUAAUCUUGGAUACACCAGCAUCAAUUAGGAACUGAAUCAUUACUUUAAGUCUUGAAUAGAAUCAUAACUCAUCUGGCAAGUAUACCUGUUUCUUUUGUAUUUGUUCAUAUGGGUUUACGUGUUCUCCUGUGUUUAAGAAGUCUGCAAGGUAUAAAUCACUGAAAAUGAUUAAACAGUGCAAUUCUAAGUCAAUUUAUUGUCACACAAUGUUUUGCACACAAAUUAUGGAAACACCUACAGUAAUUGCCAGUAAUUCAGAGCAACACUGAAAUUUAAGGAAAGAGAAUGGGAAAGGGGCUGGAAAAAUUAUAGUCUAGUCCAUAUGUUCGGAGAGCAGUUUUGUCUUUAAAAGUUUUAAGAGCAAUUGUUUUGUUUUUUAUUUCUUCCAACAGAACAACCCAAGGGAAAAAGUAAGGAAAUACAUGCAAAGUAUAUUUGUGUAUAUGUUUUUUCUCUUUACUAUCAUUAUUGGCCUGCUGAUAGACUUGCAGUUUUGAAUCUCUUUUUUUUUGUUUAAUGCAUGUGAACUCUGUUGAUUGUUUUCCUGUCAGUAUGAAAAAGUACACAACCUGAGGGUCAGAGGGACUGAAAACCAUGGCAAUCAUUCUCAAAGUCCAUUUCCAAAUUCAUACAAUCAUCUAAUAAUAUUAUCCACAGCCGCAUAACUAAAAAUACAACUUCAUUCCAUUAACCAAAACUGUGAGUGUAAAUAUAAUUCCUGUAAUCUGGUAAGUUCUCAGUCCUUAAAAAAGACCAAAUAGAAUUUAUUUUUCAGGCUGGUUUCAUAACCUCUUUCUCAUUAUCUUUCUUCUUGCAAUCCAUAAAUAUUUUGGUAUGUUCAUAUUAUAUAUAUGACAUUUUGUUCUUAACAUGAUUUACCCUUAUAAGCACCUGAGCUCCGUGUAAUAGCAUUGCUUGAAAUCCAUCCCUUAGGCAGCAUCUACUGCUGCUUUAACACUGUGUUAAAGCUGUUUGCUAACAGUAAAGCCAGAUACCUUGAGGUUGUAUCUUUUGCAAAUAUACACUCUCCUCUGAAGAAAUUCGGAUAUAUUGAACAAAUGGAAACAAAAAAACCCAACUUAACCCUACUCGAUCAGCUAUUAAAAAUCAUCACAUUCCCAGAAUGUAGAGCUUUUCAGGAUCCCAGUGAUAUUAAAAAACAUCUGUUUUAAAAUACAUACCAUUUUUGAAAAUUUUAUGUAUGUUUUGGUACUGUAAAAGGUUAGGAUGCUGAGGCAUUCUGUGUCAUAAAAAUGCUCUAAAUGUACUGUGGGAUGAAUCAUGAAAUUAUAGUGCAACUCAGCCAGGGGGAGCAAUCUAUCUAUAGAGAAGUAUGUGUUCCUUCAGUUUCAGAUUUAUGUGAGUGCACUGCUGCUGAUGAGCAGGAGCACACGGAAACAGAAACACUGUAUAAACCAUUGCACCAGCAGAAAAAUGAAGGACAACCAGAUAUUUGAAAAAUGAUAUUAAAUUAUACACACACACACACACACACACACACACACACACAUAUACACACAUAUAUAACCCUAAGGCCCUCGCUUUAUUGCAGUCUAUAUAAUUUAAAGGAUCCUGCAGACACACUGUGUCUCCUUGACAAUCUCGGGAGCAUUGGUGGAUUUAAUUUAAGAAAAAAAUGACUUCCCAGGCAUUCAUUUACAUCCCAACUGCUUCCUUCUUUGAGAAAUUCAGUGGAUUGUGACUUGGGCAGUAAUAAGAAAAAGAAAACGAAUUUUCCUCUAAACAACUAUUAAUUAUUUCUAAAUUAACUUAUUUAUUCUGGUUUAUCAUCUAGACUUGGCUUUUAUUGUUGUUAAUAUUGUAUCUUUUAAUUUGUUUGAUUUCAUUUUUUUGUCUUUAAGAUUGUUUUAUUCAAUUACACAUCUCUAACCCUAUAUUCUUAUUUUGCUUUUACUUUUCUAGUUGUCACAAUUAAGAAGUUUUUUCUUUAGUUAAAAAAAAAUCAUGAUAGGGAAACAGUGAAGAGUACAUGGAGCCUUCCUAUACAUAGUUUUGAAAAUUCUCAUGAUCUAUAAUUUUUUUCAAAAUAAAAAGUAAAAAAAAAAUCAAUCAUAGAUAUGAUUUGGCAGUUUUAUAAAUUUAUAUUUAUUAAAAAUAAUUCAAUAAUUACAUCCUGAAUUAUCCCAUAUAAGUGCUCUCAACAGCAUUUUUCCUCAUGUUGUUCCAAAUUAGCACAGGUAUUUUUUGCUUGUAUGAUGGCUUUCUGAUGUUGAUUGGAAGGCCCCCUUGUUUUACUUUGAAAUUUCACAUAUCGCCGGGAUUGAAUUUUGAUGCAUACCCAGAUUACUCCCACUAUGUUUUUGAUGGUCAUCACUUUGCAAAUUUCUUAGAAAUGUUACAUGAUUGGUGCUUCGGUCCCACAGUAAAUUAAGCAACAUAUUUAAUUACUCCAUGUUUUUCAAACAACUUUUGGGAAUGUUCUUACUGUCUUUAAUUUUAGCUAAAUCACCUAAGUGUCUGCUUUUUGACUUGUAACACUUGGUCAAGUCAUUUGUUUUAUUUGUUUUACUGCCUGGAUGCAACCUUGUGGGUGGGUAAACUGCUCUUUAUACUUAACAUGACUACACUCUUGAUAAACAAAUUAUACACUUGAGAAGCUCAUGAGAUGACCAGAGAGAUUUGAUGGCACUCUAUGUUUCUGAAAUACAGUUCUUCGAAUUCUGUCAAUGUAAACAUCUCCCAGUCUCUAAAAUGUAUUCAUUGAAUGAAACUUAAGAAAUCUUCACAUACCUUCUUUUUAAAAAAUCCGAUAAUAAUAUACCUAUGUUAAAACAUUUCUUGAAAAUCUUCUUUUAAAUUAAUUUGACAAGCUUGUCAAGGGGAAAAAAAGGAUUGCAGAUAAUAACACUCCAUAUAAAAUUAGUACUUGCACUUUAUAUAAAAUUAGUGCUUAUUAUAAUAGAAAUGCCAUCUUACUCUUGAGGCCAGAAUAACACUUUGCCUCACACAAUAUUGACAAGAGUGGAUUCUUAAAAAGAAACACUAUCUAAAAAGGACCCUAUAUGGAGCAUUUGUCCUAAAAACAAGGGGAGUGUGUUUUGCUUUCCACUGAAAAUUCAGUCUAUUUUGGUGUUCUCAACAAAGUCUUUGACUUAACUAAACAAAUACCUUUUCAAUAUAAGAAGAUUUCACCUUCGAAGAGGAAGUCCAUAUGGAAUCUGUCCAUCUUUGUCUGAAAAUUAUUUUAAAACAGCUGCAAUAAUUAUCCUUUGUGCUUUUUUAUCCCAAAUUUAUUUGAUGUUGAUCUAAUACAAUAGGAAAUUAAUUAUUUUCCAUCCUUUAUGGACCCUAUUUAAUUUUCUUUGCUUUAUUAAUCAUGAAGAAUUGCUCUUAUAUAGAAUAUUUUUAUGCUGUUCGGUGCAGGAACUCAGUGAGGGAAAGAGAGGAAAGAUUUAAAUAUACAGUCUUAGUCUUUUCAUAGCAAUUAUCAGUUGUUGAGCCCAGCAUUAGCACAUACAUGUUUCUUUGUGUUAAAGCAAUUAAAUUAUGACAUAUAAAAUUGGAAUGAUAAUAAUGAUGGUAAUAAUAAUAACAAUGAUAAUAUUGUUCCUUUCAGAACAGGAAAAGAAAGAAAAACAUGUGGAACCAG
Molecule: messenger RNA, 5494 nt
Organism: Felis catus (domestic cat)
Lineage: Eukaryota; Metazoa; Chordata; Mammalia; Carnivora; Felidae
Gene: TRDN
Product: triadin
Exons: 14
Coding region: 475-1671 (398 amino acids)
Cellular component (GO): membrane; sarcoplasmic reticulum
Molecular function (GO): signaling receptor binding
Source: RefSeq, a predicted model, not a curated record